AGGCGCACAGAAGCUCCGCGCUGGAUCCCUCUGAUAUCUUCUAUCUGAAAACUGAGGAUCAACACACGCCUUCCAGGUUGACAUCAGCCUUCUGGGAUGGAGGGCACAGGCAGCGGCUGGUCAGCUGAGCUCACUCCUGUGAUGCGUGAGGUGAAUGGCAGUGACACCGGCCAGGUCUUUGAGGUGGCGCUGCAGAACGGCUCCACCAAGCGCAGCCCCCAGUUUGUGGGUGUGGAGCUGCUACAGUCUUUCAAGCUGCUCAUCAUUCCCUGCUACACUCUGGUGGCUCUGGUGGGAGUCUUUGGCAACUAUCUGCUCCUCUAUGUCAUUUGCCGCACCCGCAAGAUGCACAACGUCACCAACUUUUUCAUUGGAAACCUGGCCUUCUCUGACAUGCUGAUGUGUGCUACGUGUGUCCCCUUCACACUGGCCUACGCCUUCAACCCACACGGCUGGGUGUUUGGUCGCUUCAUGUGCUACCUGGUGUACCUCAUUCAGCCUGUGACGGUGUAUGUGUCGGUCUUCACUCUCACUGCAAUUGGUGUGGAUAGAUACUAUGCCACAGUUCAUCCUCUUAAAAAGCGAAUCUCAGUAUUGGCAUGCACCUACCUUUUGUCUGGGAUCUGGCUGCUGUCCUGCGGUCUGGUGGCCCCGGCUGUGGCUCACACCUACCAUGUGGAGUUCAAGAAUGAAGGCUUCACCAUCUGCGAGGAAUUCUGGAUGGGCCAGGAGAGGGAGCGGCUGGCCUACGCUUACAGCACUCUCUUCAUCACCUACGUCCUGCCUUUGUCGGCGCUCUGCAUCUCCUACCUGUGCAUCUCUGUCAAACUGCGAAACUGUGUUGUACCCGGCCACCACACCCAGAGCCAGGCAGAGGCUCAAAGGAUGCGCAAACGCAAGACCUUCCGUCUGGUGAGCCUGGUGGUGGCAGCCUUUGGCAUCUGCUGGAUGCCCAUCAGUGUGUUCAACGUGCUGCGAGACAUUGACAUUGACCUGAUUGAUAAGCGGUACUUUCUGCUCAUUCAGCUGCUCUGUCACCUGUGUGCAAUGAGCUCAUCCUGCUGUAACCCUUUCCUCUACGCUUGGCUGCACGACCGCUUCCGUGCUGAGCUUCGCAAAAUGUUCACAUGCCGCCGUCGUAUCGGCAUCUCGGCCAAUAACUGCGCCACUGCCAGCGUGGUUUUGUGAAGCUCCUGUGUUUUAGGCUGCUGUUGGUUAGUCCAUGUUUCUUUGGACAGUAGUUUAUACUCAUCUCAUUCUGGUAACAGACAAGCAACACAGAAUUAGAUAGGUGUACAUAGGAUUCAUAACUGUAUGGCGAUCCAACUUUUACUCAAGGUAGUACACAUAAUUCUGUAAACUGGUGUCAGACCUGUUGCCAGUAUGCUUGAAAGAGUACUCCACCAGUUUAGCAUUGCCCUUCUAUUACACUGUCUAACUUAUGAUGGAUGAUGUAGAAAAAUAGGAUCUUAAUCAAUACAGCAAAGCCAGAGAUAUCAUUGUUUUUAUGCCACAUAUGUCUAUAUUGCCACAAUGCAGCUCGACCGCUGACAGUUUGGUUGAAGAUUUGAAUGUGUUUCUUGUAAUAACUUAUGUUGCCUCAAUGUGUUAGCCUUAAGCAAAGACAAAGAGCAAGCUACAGAGACUCAGUGAGCUCACUUCUAUCUAUUUUUGUGUCUGGACCAUGAAAAAUCCUCUUUUUUUUCAGAUUUAAAUAUUGACUAAAAGGACCAGUGUGUAGGAUUUAGUGGCAUCUAACACUGAGGGUUGCAGAUUGCAACCAACUGAAUACUCUCCCCUCUUCCUUUCCAAGUGUGUACAGUAGGAACCUUUACUCUCUAGAGCCAGUGUUUGGUUUGUCUGUUCUGGGCUUCUGUAGAAACAUGGCAGAAUUUGUGGAGGAGGACCCAUUCCCCAGUGGAUAUAAAGGCUCAUUCUAAGGUAAUGAAAGCAUGAAAAGAAUGAUUCUUAGUUUUAGGUGAUUUUAAACGAUGAAAACAGAUACACAAUACACAAUAGACCAAACUGAAUCCUACACACUGCAACUUUUAUUUACUUCAAGGAUAAAGCAAGCAAAAUUCUGUAGUUUUAUGUUUGUUGACAGAUUUCAUGAAAAGACCCAAACCAACAGCGUGUUUAUCCGUCUGUCAACACUGCCUGACUUCCCCUGCCUUUGUGUGGCUCUCAGC
This is a messenger RNA of Epinephelus fuscoguttatus (brown-marbled grouper), 2189 nucleotides long. It is a transcript of the gene prlhr2a, whose product is annotated as prolactin releasing hormone receptor 2a. The record is from RefSeq and is a predicted model, not a curated record. The coding region runs from base 97 to 1188 and encodes 363 amino acids. The transcript has 3 exons. NCBI's taxonomy places the organism in Eukaryota, Metazoa, Chordata, Actinopteri, Perciformes, Serranidae. Gene Ontology annotation, cellular component: neuron projection; plasma membrane. Gene Ontology annotation, molecular function: neuropeptide Y receptor activity; neuropeptide binding. Gene Ontology annotation, biological process: G protein-coupled receptor signaling pathway.